AUGAAGAUCUGGGUCUUGCUGGGGGCCCUGGCCAUGGCCGUGCCCGCUAUGCCCGCCGAAGUCAACAGGAACAAGAACAGAGGUCGAGGAUCUAUGUGGUGGGGGAUUGCCAAAGCCGGAGAGCCGAACAACCUGCUGCCGAUGUCUCCAGCGUCCCUGCACAUGGACCCCACGGUUUAUGCGACUCUGAGGAGGAAACAACGCAGGUUAGCCCGGGAGAAUCCAGGAGUUUUGAUGGCCGUGGCCAGAGGAGCCAACCAGGCCAUUGUGGAGUGCCAACACCAGUUCCGGAACAGAAGGUGGAACUGCUCGACGAAGAACUUCCUUAGGGGGAAGAACCUCUUCGGGAAGAUCGUCGACCGGGGGUGCCGGGAGACUGCGUUCAUCUACGCCAUCACCAGUGCAGCGGUGACGCACAGCAUCGCCAGGGCUUGCAGCGAGGGCAGCAUCCAGUCCUGCAGUUGCGAUUACACUCAUCAGUCCAGACCUCCUUCGGCUGUUAGGGACUGGGAAUGGGGUGGGUGCUCGGACAACAUUGGGUACGGCUUCAAGUUCUCCAGGGAGUUUGUGGACACCGGGGAACGCGGGAGGAACCUCAGGGAGAAGAUGAACCUGCACAACAACGAGGCUGGGAGAGCGCACGUCUCGUCGGAGAUGCGGCAGGAGUGCAAGUGCCACGGGAUGUCGGGCUCGUGCACCGUGAAAACCUGCUGGAUGAGGCUGCCGAACUUCAGGGUAGUCGGCGACAACCUGAAGGACCGGUUCGACGGAGCGUCCCGCGUCAUGGUGAGCAACUCCGACCGGGCACGGGCCAACAGCAACGCGAUCAUCAGCAACUCCGCCAGCAACUCCGUCCACGCCCAUCGGGAGGGCCUAGGGCGCCGGCACAGGUACAACUUCCAGCUGAAGCCCUACAACCCCGAGCACAAACCCCCGGGUCUGAAGGACCUGGUCUAUCUGGAGACCUCGCCGCCGUUCUGCGAGAAGAACCCCAAGCUCGGCAUCCUGGGCACCCAUGGCAGGCAGUGCAACGACACCAGCAUUGGGGUCGAUGGCUGCGACCUCAUGUGCUGCGGUCGCGGCUACAGGACCCAGGAGGUCAUCGUCGUCGAGAGGUGCGCCUGCACCUUCCACUGGUGCUGUGAGGUCAAGUGCCAGCUCUGCAGGACCAAGAAGACCAUACACACGUGUUUGUAA
Molecule: messenger RNA, 1197 nt
Organism: Orussus abietinus
Lineage: Eukaryota; Metazoa; Arthropoda; Insecta; Hymenoptera; Orussidae
Gene: wg
Product: protein Wnt-1
Exons: 4
Coding region: 1-1197 (398 amino acids)
Biological process (GO): neuron differentiation; canonical Wnt signaling pathway; cell fate commitment
Cellular component (GO): extracellular region
Molecular function (GO): frizzled binding; cytokine activity
Source: RefSeq, a predicted model, not a curated record